Molecule: messenger RNA, 2906 nt
Organism: Cyprinodon variegatus (sheepshead minnow)
Lineage: Eukaryota; Metazoa; Chordata; Actinopteri; Cyprinodontiformes; Cyprinodontidae
Gene: efemp1
Product: EGF containing fibulin-like extracellular matrix protein 1
Exons: 11
Coding region: 186-1556 (456 amino acids)
Molecular function (GO): calcium ion binding
Source: RefSeq, a predicted model, not a curated record
UUCAUCCCAGGCUUGUUCUCCAUCUACCCUCCACUGCUCAGUUUGCACAGUAGCGGCCAGGCUGCUGAGCGCAACACACGUCCAGAUCCGCAGCAACAUAAGCGCAAGAAGGUUUCUGCCGCAAAGCCAGGGAAGUUAGAAGAUCGCAGGUAAACACAGCACCUUUCCUCUGAACCUGGGUCGAAAUGUUGGGGUUCUGCGUGUGUCUGUGUGCGGUUUUAACGCAGGUUCUGUCUCAGGAGCCUGAGGAGCCCGUUACAGUCUCAUGCACAGAAGGCUACACAUAUGACACAGUAAGAGAGCAGUGCAGAGACAUCGAUGAGUGCAAACUUCUAGAAGAUGCAUGCAAAGGAGGGAUGCAAUGUGUCAACCACUAUGGUGGGUAUCUCUGCCUUCCUAAGAGUGCCAUCAUCUACGUUACCAAUGAGGUGGACCCACCUCCACCGCCCGAGCAGGUCCCCCAGGUUCCUGUUGUCCCACCAAACCAGCCUCAUCACAACCGGCAUCUGGUUGGCUCUAUUGGCACUCAGGUCAGCCAGACCAUUCGGUGUUCUUCAGGCUUCAGUGCUGAUGACCAGAACAUCUGCAGAGACAUAGAUGAAUGUGCAACAGGCAUUCACAGUUGUGGGCCUGGACAGACCUGCUACAACACUAGAGGCUCCUUCACGUGCCAGUGUCCUCCCGGCUACCUUAGGAAUGGGGAAAGCUGUGUCGACAGAGACGAGUGUGCCAUGAACCAUUACUGCAUGCACAGAUGUGUGAAUACCCAGGGCUCAUACUCUUGUGAAUGCAAUCCUGGUUACAAAUUAGCCCACAACAACUAUUCAUGUAUUGACAUAAAUGAAUGUGAAGUGGAAAGUCCAUGUGAUCAACAUUGCUACAACUUAAUAGGCUCUUACAUGUGUCAAUGUGAUCACGGCUACGAGCUGGCUCCAGACAAGGUCACCUGCCAAGACAUUGAUGAAUGCAGCCUGUCCAGCUACAUGUGUCAGUUCCAGUGCGUUAACAACCCUGGAAGUUUCACUUGUGAGUGCCCACCAGGAUAUCAGCUCCAAGGGAACCGGUUGUGUCAAGACAUUAAUGAGUGUGAGAUGGGGACCCACAACUGCCAAGAUGAUGAAAUGUGCUGGAACUAUUACGGACACUUUCGCUGUUAUCCCAGAAACCCCUGCGAGCCACUGUACACCCUGACCUCUGAAAAUCGCUGUAUCUGUCGAUCUCCAACUGAGUGUCAGGGUCUCCCUCCCUCAAUAGUCUACAAAUACAUGAGCAUCCCAGCUGACCGAACUGUACCAGCAGACAUUUUCCAGAUUCAAGCCACCACUGUGUACACCAACACACAGAACACUUUCAGGAUUAAAUCUGGGAAUGAGGGAGGACAUUUUUUCCUUCGGCGUUCCAGCAAUGUGAGUGCCAUGCUGGUGCUUACCAAGCCCUUGACAGGGCCCAGGGAGUAUGUGGUGGAUCUGGAGAUGAUCACUCACCAUCUGACCAUGAACUUCCGUAGCACCUCUCUGCUGCGGCUCACGAUCAUAGUGGGAGCUUUCCCCUUCUGAGAUUCAGAGGUCCCAAAAGCCCCCAUAAGUCUGGUUUCAGCAAACAUAGCAAAAGCCUGUAUCAGCGUAUUCUACUUUCUCACUCUCAGUACAUGCAUAUAGCUUAACAUGCCUCACAUUUAAUUACCAACAAAAGCAGGUCUUAUAUGGUUUCUCAGAUCACACUGCAAACACCCUUGCCUCUUAUUCCAGUCGGGAUUGCCUUAGCCUUUAAUACUUGCAUUUUUUAUUCCUUUAAAGUUAUUUCUAUACUUUCAACAGUUUUUUUUGCAAAAGGAAGAGACCUACUGGACACACUAGCUAAAUUAUAUUUGAAUUCAGCGACACCUAUUGUACAUCUAUCCCUUAAUUCCAUUUGUAGUAAGUAAGUAGAGCUGUUUGUAGUAACUGAUUUAACCAUCUGUAGUUUAAGAAAUCCACAUUUAAUAUCAGAUACCCAACAUUUACAGCUUUUUAUGCAACAGUAAUCUGCAGUUUAUACAUCCAUGCUUCUGGUGAUAAAUGUUAGGAGUUCAGGGGAUACAUUUCUAUAUAGUUUGCCUCAUAUGUGACACAUUUCAGAGAAAUCCAGGAACAAUUCAAAUGUGUAGAGCAGGUAGUUACCCAGUGAGUUGAGAGAGUUGUGGACUUUCUAUUAGAACAAGCCUGAAGCUUGUAUACUGGACUCAAAUUAGUAAUGACAUGUAUAUAGAUAGGUGAAAAAGCAAAAAAAAACAUCCUUGUUUGUACAUGUAUCUUAAUAAAUGCGUGUGCGUGUGUGCAACUAGCUUUGUUUAUGCAUGCAUGCAGAUGGAAGUGUGAAACUCAGUAGGAGAGAAAGGGAAAGAAUGAGAAAGUGCUUUGCUUUACUUUCUUGGGUUUAGUGGAUGUCGCCAAGCUGUUUAUGCGUUUCUGUGAUGCCAUCCCAGCAGCUUUCCGUCACAGAGCCAACAACAGAGACCUUUAAACUCGAGAACACAUACAGGAAAUGACGGCCUUGGUAACACACCUCGGUACUGGACCGCUCUGCGUUGCCUCUGUUAUUCUCCAGAGUUACAGCAAGACCCUCUAAUGUCAGUCCCAGUCAAAAAGUCACACUGGCACCAGGCUGGCUUGCGUUAUAAAAGAUAAUUGCAGUGUUUUGCCCCGUACUGGGUUCAUGCUCGACACAGGGGAUUAUUAAAGUGUUAAUACAAUGCCACUAGACAUUUGUCAGAGGGAGAGAUCUUUCACUACCUGUUCUGCCUCUUAUGGCUCCAUGUGUCUGCUCUGGCUCAAUGCUGAAACACUGUAAACUGUUGAUUCACACCAUUGAAAAAAGCACAAGUCAUCACUCUGUAAGUGCAGAAAGUUGCCCAACUUUGCCUUUAA